Messenger RNA from Durusdinium trenchii, 1126 nucleotides. The record is from the annotation of a GenBank genome assembly. Lineage: Eukaryota; Dinophyceae; Suessiales; Symbiodiniaceae.
CCGAGAGAUCCCUGAGACUUGGCCCUGAACAUUUGUGCCAAUGGACUCGUCGCUGGUGCCUGUAGACCCCUUUGGGAGGUCUGUGGUGCGUUGGCCGCAAGAGGAGGAUGACGAAGAGGAGGUCAUCCCGCUUGGGGAGGAGAGCACCAUGGUUCACGCGGAUGCGAUGGAGGAGCUGUCUCUCCUCCCCGCCUUGGGAGACGACGUGAGCGAGUUGGUCACCCGCGUGCGCGUGAGGCACCUCACGGCAUCAUUCCGCUUGGGGAUUCCUUUGGACCUGAAGCAACUCGCUUCGCAGGCGCCCAAUGCCGAGCUCCGACAACGACACACGGAGAAGGGCCAGCGCUUGGUGCUGAUGGGCUUGACCGCGCCCCGGUGGACGGGAUCCUUGCGCUCCGAUGGCCGCGUGCAGCUCUUUGCGCCCCACGCCACGGAGGAGCAGGCGCGUCUGAUGGGCAAGAAGCUGGCACGCAUCGUGCGGCGCGUCCAUUGCGCGGCGGUCACCUUCAAAGAUUGGCAGGUGCAGUGCAUGUCGGUGACAGCCAAUCUGCCAUUUUCGAUUGACCUGAACCACUCGGUGGCCAAGCUGCUGGACGCCGAUGCCGGAGACGGUUUGCGCCUGACCAGCGAAACCAGGUCCACAUUGGUGGUCGAGGUGAAGGACCUCGGAAACCUUCGCGUGCAUGUGUCGCAGCGAGGGCUCUUGAUGGUCUACACCCGAGACAUGUCUGUGGCCGUGAAGGCCUUCCAGGUGUUGGCCGGCGUCUUGCAGGCUUCGGCCCAGUGGUGGUCGACCGAACUGCAGGACUGGUCGGGGGGGCCGUCUCGGAGGCCGGGGAGGCUGCUUCCAAGGCGUGGCGGCGCCGGGUGGAAGAUGUUCGUCAGCAUGGCUCAGACAUGAACAGGAAACCCGGCCCACGUGUUUCCAAGUGCUUUUUCGCGUAAGGAUCGGUCGGAGGGGGAGAUUUUGAAACGUCGUUGGAUGGGCAUGGGUAGUUUGAUCGGAAGACAGUGACUAGUGAGUUCAAAGGCUCUUUGCAUCUCGUUGCAUGCAGUAUGUACUUAUAUAUAUAUAUAGUGAUAUAGUGGGAUAUAAUGGGAUAAGUUCUACAGCUUCCAUCAAUAA